Molecule: messenger RNA, 2358 nt
Organism: Diabrotica virgifera virgifera (western corn rootworm)
Lineage: Eukaryota; Metazoa; Arthropoda; Insecta; Coleoptera; Chrysomelidae
Product: dynein axonemal intermediate chain 4-like
Exons: 8
Coding region: 19-2190 (723 amino acids)
Biological process (GO): cilium movement
Cellular component (GO): axonemal dynein complex
Molecular function (GO): dynein heavy chain binding; dynein light chain binding
Source: RefSeq, a predicted model, not a curated record
CAUAAAGUUUACUUCAAAAUGAUGGAAGGUAGUCAGAUCCAACAAAGGUAUAAAAAAAGAUCAUUUACGGGCAGCAGAAGGCCUAUUCUAGUCACAACAAGAAGGAGAACGACACAGGAUCUUUCAAUCUUCCAUGAGGGAAAAGAUGUAACACCGAAACAAUUAAAUCCGGAUGUUUAUUCCGAAGGCAAAGAAAGACAAAUUAGCGUUUAUGAAAUUGGUGAACGAUAUUCCGAAUACAAGAUAACAGAGAGUGUAUCAUUAGCUAUUACGAGAUCCCAGUCAACAGUACGCUUUAAGCAUGAAUUGGACAAACAGCACCACCAGAGUUCUAUUCAGUACAAAGGAAGUAUACCGUUUGAUGCAAGCGACUACUACCUUGGCAUUUUUAUGAUACCUGAAAGUCAUUCUGAUAUCCGUUCUAGUAGUACCAUAGAAGAAGACCUUAAGCCAGUUCAAACCAUGAAACCUAUGCCUACAACUAUCAGUCUGAUAUUAAAAGAGACGCCUACGUUUUUUGUGCUGGAUUUGCCAAGUUGUACAGCCAUUAAAGAUACAGAUGAAGGAACCCAAGUCCAGGAGGACAACGCGCUAUAUGAGCAUCUUACAGUCGGUAAAGGCCGCAAUAGAAAAAUAUUAAACGCCGAAUCCCAAACAGUGCCAGUGGUUAUGAAAACCCGCACUACUUCUUGCGUAAAAACAAAAACAAUAGAUGGCACUGCUUUCGCUUCUGCCUGGGACAUGUACGACACGUUUCAAGAUGUCCAAGAAGAAUCUGAAGAGAGUGAGACUUCCGAUGAAAGCGAUUAUGAGUUAAAUAAUAACGACGAAUCACCCUCUAUAGACAGCUACAAAUUGCCAGCAGACGAAAAACAAAUGAAUAAACUAAUGAAAAAUCCCAGAUUUCAAGAAGCUCUAUGCGUUACGGAAAGAUUGUUGGCGAAUAACUGUUUUAAUGAACAACAAAAAAUAUUCAGAGGUUUGACAGUUCCUGAUCCAUUUAGAGAGAAUAUUGAGUAUAACUACCGAUUGAAGUUGCUAUGGACUUUUGGAAACAAUGAUACAGUUGGUCUUGCGGUAAACGCAUUCAGUUGGAAUCCCAAAAAUAAAGACCUGCUGGCAGUUGGAUACGGCAAGUUCUUCUUCCACGACACCUUAACAGGCCUAGUCUUGAUAUGGAACAUAAAAAAUCCAGUCCAGCCGGAAAGAAAGUAUAGCUUCGCAGAACCUGUCACUACUUUAGAUUUUUCGAACAGCAAUCCAGUACUGCUAGCGGUAGGAUUCUAUAACGGGUCUGUAAAGGUUAUUAAUAUAUCCAAUAGAGACGUUACCAUUAUCGGCGAGAAUGUACCUACGUUUGAGCCGGUAUGGAGUAUCAUUUGGCAAUUUGGUAGGAACGAAAAGAGGAACGAAGAAAUGGUGAUGGCGACGUUCGAUGAUGGAAGGAUUUGUGCUUAUUCUGUACAAAGGAAACUAGAGAUGAGCCAGUUAAUGAGGGUAGGUAAAGCAGAUGGAAAGCUUAAAGGUUAUGAUGCAAUGAAAAAAUGUACAAGUUUAACAAUCCCUGUUUCAAGAUAUGCUGCAGCCCUCUUCAUGAGGUUUCAUCCUAUAGAUCCCAGUAUUUACUUCGUCGGAACCAACGAGGGCACCAUCCAUAGAUGCUCGUUGAACUACCUAAGUCAACAUUUGGACCUCUUCCUUGCUCACGAAGGUUCAGUCCAUGAGCUAAAAUUUUCUCCGUUCUGCAAACGUAUGUACGCAACAUGCGGAGAUGAUUGGCACACCAGAAUUUGGGGAGAAGGUAUAGCAGAGCCAAUUCUUUCGUUUGCUGCCAUGCAAACUGUUCAAGGACUUGACUGGAGUCCGACGCAUUCGACUAUAUUGGUGACCAUUCGUGCUCAGUUCAUUGAGGUUUGGGAUCUCCAAAGAAAAGUGUACGAGCCCCAAUCUAUAACGAGUCUACCAUGUAACGAGAGAUGUACAGUUGUUCAAUUUACUGAAUCUGGAAGAUGUUUGGUUGUAGGUGAUGUUAAUGGGCACGUUCAUGUUUUUUCUUUUGAAGAUAUGCCGUUUGAACCAUUUUUUCAAGAAAAUUUAUUGUUCGAUUCUCUAUCGAGAGCGUUGAUCACAGAACCUCAAUUAUUAUCAAAUAUUAAAAAACUGCGCAGAAUGGCUCGAGAUGACGAAUAGCUAAAUGUCUGAUAAUGGCCGAAGAGAGAACUCUAACAAAUAUAGAUAGGCCAUGGGAACUACAAAUUCGAUAAUAAUGUACAAUUCAUCAACGAAAUAACGUAAAACUUUUAUUAAUUAUAUUUAGGUUAUUUAUUGAAUUUUUUAUAAAUACAAUAUUAAGGAACA